Molecule: messenger RNA, 3627 nt
Organism: Diabrotica virgifera virgifera (western corn rootworm)
Lineage: Eukaryota; Metazoa; Arthropoda; Insecta; Coleoptera; Chrysomelidae
Product: gastrula zinc finger protein XlCGF57.1-like
Exons: 8
Coding region: 101-1855 (584 amino acids)
Cellular component (GO): nucleus
Molecular function (GO): zinc ion binding
Source: RefSeq, a predicted model, not a curated record
CAUUGCCAAACUGAAAGAGAAGAUUUUAACCUUAAACUUUUGACAAUUAAAAAUUUUGGUUUUGUUAGUUGAAAGUUGAAAACAUUUAAAAAACAAUAAAAUGGCAUUUCCACAACUUCAGAUUGAUAAAAUUUGUAGAACUUGUUUAUCAGAAGAGAAUCUGUCGCGAUCUCUAUUCACUCUUGAUGAAUCUAUUGCUGAAAAUCUACCAUUAGUGGAGAUGUUGAUGUCUUUUACUUCAUUGCAGGUAAUAAUGGACGACAACUUACCCCACCAAGUCUGUAUUCAAUGUGCCUACUACAUUCAGAGGGUUUUUUCCUUCAAGCAAAUGUGCGAAAGGUCUGAAACUGUACUUAGAGGCAUGAUUAACAGUCAAAUACAAAGAGAUUUCUUGGAACUGAAACCUUUAUUAACUGCUAACUCUGUAUCACCUGCUUGUACGGAUACUUUACUGGAAAGCCAGAAUCCAACUGUUAGUGAAUUAAAGUCGGAUCUGACAUUAUCGAAUUCUGUUUCAGAAAACAUAGUUAGCGAAGUUAUCUCAUCUAGUAAUGAAGCACUUAAAAGUGUAGAAUCAAUUCAAUCUUAUUUAGAAACUGUUGGUGAUCAUUUGUCUGAUAACGAAGACAUUAAGAAUUGCGGUUUAGAUUUAAAGUAUGCUGAAUUUACUGCUGUGCAUUUUUCUAAUAGCAAUGAAGCACUCAUAGAUACAGGUCAAGAUAAAAUAAGUCAAAACAUUGAAAAUAAUAAAGAUACAAACCAACCACAAAAUAAUGGAACUAGAACUGAUGAAACUGAUGAACCUAUAUUUCCUUGUGAAGAAUGUACUCUUUGUUUUACUACACAGACUGACUUGAAGGCACAUAGUAAAAUCCACUAUAAGUCAGGCCAAAUUGUCUGCAAAAUUUGUAAACAAGUAUUUUCCAGUCAAAGCACAUUAUGUAGACAUAUGAAAACACACAAUGGAGCGAGGAAGCAUGUUUGUAACGAAUGUGGUAAAGGAUUCACCAGAUCAGAUGAUCUUACAAGACAUUUGAGGACUCACACAGGUGAAAAACCAUUUAAAUGUGAAGAAUGUGGAAAAUCUUUUGCGCAAUCAUUUAGAUUAUUAGAACACACGAGAGCACAUGCGGAUAAAAAGACUUUUAUAUGUUCAGUUUGUGGGAAAGCAUUUUCGAGGUAUACCAGUUUUGCGGCUCAUAGUAAAACCCAUAGUGGUAUAAAGAAUGUUAUUUGUUCUGUUUGUGGCAAAGGGUUAUGUGGAACAGGGUCUUUAGCGAUACACAUGAAAACUCAUACUGGAAUUAAAGAUCAUAUAUGUCCAUUCUGUGGAAAAGGAUUUACUACACCUAGUAAUUUAAAUAUCCAUAAACGGAUACACACAGGUGAAAGGCCUUACGUUUGCAACGUAUGUGGCAAGGGAUUCCCCGACCUAUCUCGCCUUACCGUCCAUUCUAGAUUACACACAGGAGAAAAACCUUACGUUUGCUCAACGUGCGGUAGGGGUUGCAUAACUUCCUCUCAACUGAAGAAACAUAUGCGAAUACAUUCUGGAGAAAAGCCGUAUCUCUGUCAACUAUGUCCAAGAGCGUUCAUAAGGAGCGACGAUUUAAAAACACAUUUAAAGACUCAUACAGGUGAUAGAAGCCAUGUGUGCAGCUACUGCAAUAAAGGUUUCUUCCAGGCAUCGACUCUGAAAGUGCACAUGAGAAUACAUACUGGCGAAAAACCCUACGACUGCAAAAUAUGUAAUAUUUCCUUUUCUCAAACAGGUCCCUUAACCACUCACAUGAUGAAAGUUCACUGUCAUCGACUGAAGAAAGAAAAUGUAGAACAAAAUAUACAAGGCAGUUAAAUGUGUGAUAGAAACUGGUCUAUGACCUAAUUUUUUAACAAUUAAUUAAAAUGUGUUAUAUUAUUUAUUUUGCUCAACAGGCCCUGUAGCCCCUGGGCGUGACUACGCAAUUACAUUUUUUUACUAUACAUACAAUAUACAAUAUUUGUCUAUUAAAAAUACAUACAUUACAGUUCAUGGCACAUCCUUGUGUUACAAUUUCUCUUGCGCUCUUCUUAUCACUCCUCUCCAUUCUCUUCUGUCUAAUACCUUGUUUCUUCAGUUAUCUAUUUUUAACUCACGUAAAUCUGCUUGGACGCUGUCAAACCAUCUUUCCUGUUCAAUAUCAUCCUGGUCAAUCUAUAAUUUUCCAAUCAUUUCACAUGUCCCAGCCAUCUUAUUUCAUGCGCUUUCAUUAUUGCGGUAAUUUUUGGUUCCGUAUACAGCUCUUCCAACUCUUUGUUUGUCCUUCUUCUCCAUCCCAUUUGUGUAUUUGUGCCUCCGUAAAUUGAUCGGAGAAUUUUCCUCUCCCAUCUUUCUAAUCUUUCUUCAUCUGCCUUUCUCAAAACCCAUCAUUCAGGUCCAUAUACAACCGUGGCUCUAAUCACUGUCUUGUAAAUUCUUUCUUUUGUUUUUCUUGAAACAGACAGACUUCAUUAGGGAUCUCAGCAUUCCGUAUUUCUUGUUGCCCGUUGUAAUUCUGGAUUCUAUUUCUUUAUCUUCAUGUCCAUUUUUCUUUUUUUUUCACACCAAGGUAGGUAAUCUCUUCCACUCUGUCAAAAAUGUAUAUGUAAUCUUUCUCCCCUGGUAUUUUUAUAAACUCUUCAUUGUCUUGCUGUGUAUCCCCCCCAUUAUCAUGUAUUUCGUUUUCUUUUCAUUUAUCUUUCCUGAAUAUCAGUGGUUAGUUUUGCUAACAUUUCUAGUACUCGAUCCAUUUUAUCUUCCUUCGAUUUUUCUCCCCCUUCACCCCUCCGUCUUUUGGUUUGACUGGUAUCCGUAUCAUAUUCACUGUCACCCAUUUUUUUCUUUGUGCUAAACCUUCAAGACAGAAGAUCACGGUUCUAUAGCUCUUCUACUAUUGACCGGUCUACCCGUCAGAUCUCUAAUCACUAUCAGGACUACAAUUACCACUUUAUUUCGACUUCGAUUUUCGAAUUGGGAACGCCAGGAACGAUAAAACUAAAAAAUAAUCACGGAAAUAUAACGUUGAUAAAUUAAGGUGUAUUGAAACUGUAAACAGUUUCUUCUUCUUCUUUUUUAUUUCUGUCUUCACUUUUUCAUUUCAACACCUUGUCCUUUUCAAUUUUUAAUUACAUUUUUUGAUUCCACAUACUUCAGGCUGUUUUCUUUAAUACUUCCCUGUAAGUAUUCCAUCUUUCUUCCUUUCUCCAUGUUUCUUUUUGGCACUCUAUAUGUCUCAAAUUGAAGGUAGAGAAUGGAGAAAGUAGAGUUGAAGGUAGAAAUGAUAUAAAACUAGAACAGGAGGAAACUGAGCAGAUGACAGUUGUAGAUUAAUGAAAGAAGUCAGAGAAAUAAAAGGUAUAGAGUUAAGAUAACGAGGAAAGGUUUUUCAAGUAUAGACUCUUGUAUAAUUUAUACUUUAUAAAAGAAGGAUAUUGUUAUUGAUGACUUUUUAUUAAGAUUUAAUACAUUUUGAUUUUUUAACUCUUUUUUUGUGUAUAAGCGAAAUUCUUAAUUUUUAAACUAAUUAUUUAUUUCCAAAGUUAAAUAUUUGUAGGUAUUUAUGUUAAAAAGUGAUAAUGUUUUAUUUGAAAUAGAAUUUGUUUCUUGAA